AUGGCCGGCCUCUUCGGUGGGGGGAGCGAUAAAUUCAGUUAUGAAGUAAAGCCUGGAAUCGAGGGGCAGGAAGGAGGGACUCGACGAGGCAAUGUUGCUCGCGACAAUGGCGGAGAACUGGUGACGUCCAUUUCUCCCAAUGUCAAGACAAUUGUCGAUGUAUUGGACUAUGCUACAAACAAGUACGGCGACCAAGAGUCCCUUGGCCAACGAAAUGUCAUCAGAGUCAUCUCGGAAUCAAAGGAAAUCACGAAAGUCGUUGGAGGACAAGAGGUCAAGGAAAUGAAGGAGUGGAAGUAUAUGGAAUUGUCUGGUUAUGAAUGGAUGUCUUACAAGGAUGUCAAGUCUUAUACUGUUGCGGUCGGCUGUGGUUUACGAAAACUAGGCUUCAAGGCAAAGGACAAACUCACUCUAUUCGCUGAUACGAGUCGUGACUGGAUUCUCAUGGCUCACGGUUCGCUUCGUCAAAACCUCACAAUCACAACUGCCUACGCCACUCUUGGAGAAGAGGGUCUCACCCACUCUAUGAACGAAUGUGAAGUCCCCGUCCUCUUUACAAACGCCGAACUAUUACCCAUCGUACUUAAAGUCAUUCCUCGUGUCCCAACUCUGACCACCAUGAUUUACAAUGGUGAACCAACUCCUGAAAUGUUGAAAAAGGUCCACGAUGUCAUGCCUUCCCUCAAAAUCAUUUCCCUGACUGAAUUGUAUGAACUGGGUAAAGCGAAUCCAGUAGAACCCGUCAAUCCUACUGAAGACGAUAUUGCCUGUAUCAUGUACACGUCUGGUUCUACAGGUCCACCAAAGGGGGUUAUUAUUCUGCACCGUAAUGUUGUUGCUACCGUUGGUGCCGCUGCCAAAAUAUUAGAUGUUGUACUGUCUGGACGAGACUACUAUCUUGCCUAUCUCCCCCUCGCUCAUAUUCUUGAAUUCGCUGUCGAGCAUACUGCCAUGGCUGUUGGUUGCUCUUUAGGUUAUGGAUCUCCUAGAACAUUGACUGAUGCAUCUGUACGAAACUGUAAAGGUGAUAUUCGCGAACUAAGGCCGACAUUGAUGGCUGGUGUUCCAGCUGUUUGGGAAACUAUUCGAAAGGGAAUCCUAGCUCGAGUCAAAGAAGGCAGCCCUACCGUACAGAAAAUUUUCCAUUGGGCGUAUAAAAUGAAAUGGUCUCUGAUUCAAGCUGGUUUGCCUACCGGUUUGUUGGAUGCUAUAGUAUUCAACAAGAUCAAAGAUGGAACUGGUGGACGUCUCAAGUUUGCUCUAUCUGGCGGUGCUCCCAUACCACGAGAAACUCAGGAAUUCUUGAGUGUAUGUUUGUGUCAAAUUGUCGGUGGUUAUGGUAUGACUGAAUCUACUGGUGUGAUAUCAGUCCAACAACCAGGUCGAUCUACAUAUGGUGUUCUUCAACGAGUAGGUCCACCAGCCGGACAUUGUGAAAUCAAGUUGGUGGACGUCCCCGAUGCUGGUUAUCGGUCCACUGAUAAACCACAUCCUCGUGGUGAGAUUUGGGUUCGCGGAGGACAGAUUAUGACUGGAUACUAUAAGCAGCCUCAACAAACCGCCGAAACAAUGAGUGGUGAUUGGCUCAUGACUGGCGAUAUUGGUGAAUGGCAAGCCGAUGGUAGUUUAGCCAUCAUCGACCGAAAGAAGAACUUGGUCAAACUCUCGAAUGGUGAAUACAUUGCCCUAGAAAAGCUCGAAUCCAUCUACCGUACUUCAGGAUAUGCCCACAAUCUCUGUCUCCAUGCCGAUCCCGAAAAGUCCUUCCCUAUCGCUAUCAUCGUGCCUGUAGAAAAACCACUGCGAGAUCACGCUACUGCCAAUAAUCUCUUCCCUGGCAAGGAGCCUUCCCUGGAAGACUUGGUUGAACACCCUGCUAUUAAGAAACUCGUGUUUCAAGAUCUGGUUGAUAGAGGUAAAAAGGCUGGUCUUAAGGGGUCUGAGCUAGUGGGUGCUUCAACUAUUGUAGCUGAUGAAUGGACUGCUGAGAAUGGUUUGCUGACCGCUGCACAAAAGCUCAAGAGGAAGGACAUUGUUCGCAAAUAUAAAGAUGAAAUCAAGACCAUGUAUGGAUUGUAG
Messenger RNA from Synchytrium microbalum, 2079 nucleotides. RefSeq lists its product as uncharacterized. Bases 1 to 2079 code for a protein of 692 amino acids. Gene Ontology annotation, molecular function: long-chain fatty acid-CoA ligase activity. NCBI's taxonomy places the organism in Eukaryota, Fungi, Chytridiomycota, Chytridiomycetes, Synchytriales, Synchytriaceae. Gene Ontology annotation, cellular component: plasma membrane; lipid droplet; endoplasmic reticulum. The transcript has 8 exons. The record is from RefSeq and is a predicted model, not a curated record. Gene Ontology annotation, biological process: long-chain fatty acid metabolic process; long-chain fatty-acyl-CoA metabolic process.